This is a messenger RNA of Fusarium musae, 1056 nucleotides long. RefSeq lists its product as uncharacterized. The record is from RefSeq and is a predicted model, not a curated record. NCBI's taxonomy places the organism in Eukaryota, Fungi, Ascomycota, Sordariomycetes, Hypocreales, Nectriaceae. Bases 1 to 1056 code for a protein of 351 amino acids. The transcript has 3 exons.
AUGGGAUCAGGUAGCUUACCAUCUCCUCCCGCCGAGGAUCAUAAGUCGACCCUCUCUCGAAAGAGCACAUCAUCAAGUUCCAAGUCUGUCAAGCCAGUCCACCGCACUUCCAAGCGAGCCAGCUCAAGUGCUGCCACAAUUCACCACCACGAUCAUGUUACACAUACAACUGGUAUGGACGGCCGACAUAAGCGUGUGUGGAAGGCUUGUGAAAGAUGCCGAAUGAAGAAGACCAAGGCACUCUGCACAGCUGGCGUACGAAAGAAGAUGGAAUACAAGCAAUUGCCUAGAGGUUACGCCGAGGUUCUCGAGAACACACAAUUCGCCCUCAUUGCCACAGUCCACAAGCUUUACUCAAUGGUUCGAAAUAACCAAUCUUGGGAUUUGGGAGAACCCGAACUCAACGACCGCGGCCAGCCCGUGAUCCACAACAUCGCCCAGAAGCUCGGCUGCAUCCGCCCCAAUAGCGAUAUCGACCUCCCUGUUCACUCAGUGUUCCCUGAAGACGAAGCUGGCAUGGCUGAGCUGGCUCGACAGCUCGAGGAUCAACAAAAGGAGCACGAGCCUGCAAAGGAAACCAUCAAGGAUACUGAUUCAUCCGUGUGCAACCGAACCGAGCGAGCGUCUUCAUCGGAGCUCGAUCACUCCGACUUUGAGCACGACUAUCGAAGGGCUGCCUUUGGUAACACCAAUGCCAUGACCCUCUCACCGCAGAGCUUCACAGGCAGCGCCGACUUCGACUUUGCCCCUCCACCGCCCGAGAUUGAUGCUUCCAGCCUGUUCCCCUCGCAAUCGCCCGCCAUGAGCAACUUUCCCGCCUGGACAAUGACCAAGCCUCAGCCUAGCGACCUCACCAUGCAAUUUCUACAACAGCAGCAGCAGCAGCAACAGAAUGGCAUGAUGGCAAAUAUGGACUUGUUGAACCAGGGCCUCGUCGAAUCAGAAUUCGGAACAAUCAAGCCUCACGUUCUGUCAUGUCCUAACCCCGAAGUUAUGCUGGGCUUGGGCGAUCCCAUGAUAUAUUCUGGCUACGACGGUGAACCAAUGCGACUAUAA